GGACAUCUUGAAUCUUGAAAUUUUGAAACUUAAAAGUCUGCGUGUAAAUGUAUGUUAAUUAAUGCAAUACCCUCAGAGCGUUUCUGCCGUUUCUAUCAUUCGUUCUUCCAGCAGGUAUCUCUUCGGCGUUCUGAAGCGAACCCGCCUUCGGUGCCAACUACAGUUGGGCGACAUGCACUUGAGCUCUGCAUAUUCGAACGUGUAGGGAAUAUCAAAGCUUAGUUUCCCAUAACCAACGGAACCAAGAUCACUAUAGGCGUGUCACAAUGCACUUGGCAUCCUCAGAGCCGUACCAAAACAAGCCCCUGGGGUCUUCAUACUCCUCUGCCCCGGAUACGGAUCUUGGAAGCGCUAACGUCCCAGCGAUGCCCUACGAUGUUAUCUCGGCUAUCCUGCAGCAUCUGCAAGGUGACAAGCAUACCUUGUCGUCUUGUGCCCUCGUCAGUUCUCUGUGGCUCGAUGCUGCAUGGCCACAUAUGUAUCGCACCAUCAGCCUUCUAUUUACGGCAGAAUUGGAUGAACUUGAACAAUGGUUAAAAAAUAUACCCGGGAUCACUUGGUGGUUGCAGAACCUGAUUCUCACUCUAUCGACAGGAGCGAUUGUUCAAUACAGUCUUUCCUCUCUGCUCUGCAAACUUGCAUCUUUACGUGUCCUCUCCUGCAGGGGAAUUUUGCCUUUCGCUUCCGUCCGUCCCGGUUCGGGAAUCCCUGAGUUCCAUCCAAUAUGACUACCAGCUCUUUCCAUCCUCGUGAUUCAGUAUCGUGGAUACACUGUGACACCCACAUUUAUCUGCUCCCUCCUCCAAUAUUUUCCUUGUCUAACCCAUUUUGGAAUAGGUGGAGUAUUUCUCGGAAGUAGACCCAGUGACAAGUUCCCUUCGGCAUCAUUGAAGCUCACCUCGCUCUGCUUCGGUCACAUGGAGGGCGACCCAUUUCCUUUAUUCCGUUGUAUUCUGUCGUCUUCUCCAACCUCUUUGAAUGUCGACUUCGCUCCUGAACUCUUCUCUGAUCAACUCUUGCGAGCUUAUCAGUUAUGGCUUCAAAAGCGGCGCAAAUGCCAUGCGGAGGUCGCAUUCCUAGACAAAAGAUCCACAUAUGGAUGGUUGUCUCAGUCGCGUGUCUAUCAUCCGGACCAAUAUCCACCUUACUUUUGCGCACAACACGAUCAAUCAUCAGGGAAAUACAUGGCCCAAUUAGUGUUUUCCCGCCUCUACUGUGCCUAUCGUCAUCUCUCUCAAAUGGAAUCCCCCGAACUAGUCGAAAGCGUGGUCAUCGAGCUCUUCACUACAUUGUCAAAUAAAGAUAUGUGGUCACAAGUUGAUGAACACUUUGCUGUUGAAGAACGCUAUCCUCGAUUACGCCAGGUCAUUAUCCGUCCACAGGCGCAUGAGCAUUUCGAAAGACAACAUGCACAGAUAUUUGCUGACCUAUUCAAGAGUUGCGCCCGCCGUAAGGUACUGCAGAUUCACUGGGGAGUCGCGAUGGAAAAUGUGUACCCACCAUUACCUGAUGAUGCGGGGCGUGAAAGCAAGGAGAGAAGUACGGAGUUACAUUCAAACCAUGCUUGAUUGAGAUAUUUCUAGUAGUACUUAUGCAACCCUAGCCCGCCGUGAUUAGCAGCAUCCGGUUGUAAUUCGUCUGGUUUGCACUGUAUCUUCAUCCCAUCAUCUACAAGACCUCUAGCACUGCACUUCACCAUCGUCUUCUCCAUUUUAGCAUAUGUUCCCUUGUCUCUGCGUUCCGGGAACAUAUAUACCCUCUUCAGCCG
Molecule: messenger RNA, 1768 nt
Organism: Somion occarium
Lineage: Eukaryota; Fungi; Basidiomycota; Agaricomycetes; Polyporales; Cerrenaceae
Source: the annotation of a GenBank genome assembly